AUGUGGAAGGAGGACAGUUGGGUCGAGACGAACGAGACAGUCUGGGACUGCACGGAGAUUCGGCCGCCGUGCUCGCAACCCGGGGAGUCUUGCGCAGUUACUAAAUGUUGCUCUGAUCCCGGCGCGAAGUGCUACAAGAAGAAUGACUAUUGGUUCGCGUGCAACCAAACUUGCAACCCAAACUACAUGUGGAUGGAGAACGGCUGGGUCAAGACGAACGAAACGGUGUGGGACUGUGAAGUCAUCAGCAUCGACAGUAUCGAUGCUUCGACUGACUCCGAUGUCAGUAUUGCCGUUGACGCCGAUGUGUCGGCAGACGCCGCGAGUAGCUCCGAUGCUGCGACAGCCUCCGUUUGCUCGCAGAACGGGGAGUCUUGCGCACUUACUAUGUGUUGCGCUGAGGUUGGGUCGAAGUGCUACAAGAAGAAUGACCAUUGGAGCUCGUGCAACCAAACCUGCGACCCGAACAGUCUGUGGACGGUGGACGGAUGGGUCACGACGAACGAGACAGUUUGGGACUGCACGGAGGUUCGGCUCCCAUGCUCGCCAAACGGGGCGUCUUGCGCACUGUCCCAAUGCUGCGCUGAUCCUGACGCGAAGUGCUACAAGAAGAACGACUACUGGUUCGCGUGCAACCUAACUUGCGACCCCAACUCCAUGUGGACGGAGGACGGCUGGGUCAGGACGAACGAAGCUGUUUGGGAUUGCGGUGAACAUAUCAUCGAUGAAUCAGAGGCCUCGCAGAAUCUCUGGGACUGGCUGCUGAACCUGCUUCGAAGGUAG
Molecule: messenger RNA, 783 nt
Organism: Prorocentrum cordatum
Lineage: Eukaryota; Dinophyceae; Prorocentrales; Prorocentraceae
Source: the annotation of a GenBank genome assembly